GAGGAAAGGGGGUUUGGUUUGGGUUUGUUUUGUUUGCGCCGCUCCGCUCCUCGUCCGCUCGCUUUCUUCGUCUGGCCGUGCGUUCUGAGGACUUUUUCAUUUUCGGGGCUAUUUUUUUUCUCUUUUUUUUCGUCAUUUUUUGGUGGUUGGCUCUCCCUCCUUGCCCCUCCGGGAAGUGCUCCACCAGCCGCCUCUCGCCCCGCCAUCCCUCCCCAUGCGCCUGGGGCCGCAGGAAGCUCCGCGGCGCGCACCCGGGAGCUGAGCUGCGGAGCGGCGCGUCCCCUCCUCGAGCAGGAUGUACACGGCCGGGCUGGCUCCUUUCUACGCCUCCAACUUCAGCUUGUGGUCAGCGGCGUACUGCUCUGCAUCGGGGCCGGCGGCCGGCGGCUGCUUUCCGCUGGACGCCGCGGCGGCGAAGAAGCCGUCCUUCUGCAUCGCCGACAUCCUCCACGCCGGCGGCGAGGCGGCGGCAGGAGCCGCCGACAGCCUGCCCGGAGGGCCCGGCACCGGGAUGCCGGCCGCGCUGGGAGCCGUGCACCACGGCGGUCCCUUCCACGCCACGGCCUCUCCGCUCCGGCCCACGCCCGUCGUGGCCCCCGACGCCCCCGCCGCCGCCUUCCCGCCGCGCCUCUCGCCGCUCUCCGCCGCCUACCACCCGCACCACCACCGUGCCCCGCAGCACCGGUCCCCCGCGGCGGCGGCGGCGGGCGGCGGAGGCGCCCCGGCCCCCGCCCGGCUGCCCGGCGGCCACACGCACGGCUCGGCGCCGGCGCCCGCCAGCAAGGACCUGAAAUUCGGCAUCGAUCGCAUUUUAUCUGCGGAGUUUGACCCCAAAGUCAAGGAAGGCAACACGCUGAGAGAUCUGACCUCCUUAUUAACUACGAGCCGCCAAACUGGGGUUCAUCUCCCCAACUUGCAGCCUUCCACCGGCCAGUUCUUCGCGUCUCUAGACCCCAUUAACGAGGCCUCUGCUAUCCUGGGUCCCUUAAACACAAACCCAAGGAGCUCAGUGCAGCACCAGUUUCAAGACACUUUUCCAGGUCCGUACGCAGUUCUAACCAAGGACACGCUGCCCCAGACGUACAAGAGGAAACGCUCCUGGUCCAGGGCUGUUUUUUCCAACCUGCAGAGGAAAGGUUUAGAAAAACGGUUCGAAAUCCAGAAGUAUGUCACCAAACCGGACAGGAAGCAACUGGCGGCGAUGCUGGGGCUGACAGAUGCUCAAGUGAAGGUGUGGUUCCAGAACCGGCGGAUGAAGUGGCGGCAUUCCAAGGAAGCUCAGGCCCAGAAGGACAAGGAGCCGCCGCCGGAGCCGGAGCCGGCGGCCCAGCGAGCCGGCGCACCGCCCGCCGCCCCCGGGGAGCCCCAGCACAGCCCCAGCGGCUCCGACGGCGACAGCGACAGCAGCGACGCCGAGUCCCUCGACAUGGCCCCCAGCGACACGGAACGGACUGAGGGCGCCGAGCGGAGCCUGCCCGCUGCCGGGCUGGACAAGUCCUCCGGCAGCACCGGGCUGCCCUCGCCGCCGCCGCCCGCCGCCGCCAGCCCCGAGCCGCGGGGCGGCCUAUAG
Molecule: messenger RNA, 1570 nt
Organism: Sturnus vulgaris (Common starling)
Lineage: Eukaryota; Metazoa; Chordata; Aves; Passeriformes; Sturnidae
Gene: HLX
Product: H2.0 like homeobox
Biological process (GO): regulation of DNA-templated transcription
Molecular function (GO): sequence-specific DNA binding; DNA-binding transcription factor activity, RNA polymerase II-specific
Source: RefSeq, a predicted model, not a curated record